Molecule: messenger RNA, 615 nt
Organism: Westerdykella ornata
Lineage: Eukaryota; Fungi; Ascomycota; Dothideomycetes; Pleosporales; Sporormiaceae
Exons: 2
Coding region: 1-615 (204 amino acids)
Source: RefSeq, a predicted model, not a curated record
AUGGCGCCCAAACGCCCCCGCGACGACGAUGCUGCCGAGUCUGUGCACAAGAAGCACAAGAAGGGCUUCCAAGUCGGGCCCGCAAACUUGCCCGACGGCAUCCACAAGAGAAAAGUGCAGAAAAUUAAAAAGGAUCUGAUUCACAAGGCGAAGCUCAAGAAGGAGUAUGCCAAGAUCAAGUCCCAGGAACAGCCCGUGUCCCUCCAGUCCGUCUACGAGCGCGUCGCGGCGGCCAACGCCGGAGAGCCCGCUGCUUCUGCGGAGCCCGCUCCGGAGCCUACCCUCGAGCCCCAUCCGGACCGCCAGAAACUGCUCGAGCAACCCUCACCCGAUCCUGAAGCCGCUCCAACCCCGCCUGGCCGCAGAAAGCGACGUCCGCGGCCCCAACCCUUCAAGCGCGAGGAAGAGCUGGCUCGAAAACGGAGGGAGGAGGCAGAGGCGCGGAGGAAGGCCCGCGACGAGGCGGAGAAGGAGCGGCAGCGCAAACUGGCCGAGCGGGAGCGGUUUCGGAAAGCAAUGGCUAAGGCGAGGGGCGGGCCAGGCGGGAAGAGAAAGCUGGGCCGGGAAAGCGCCGUGCUGCUGGAGAAGGUCAAACGGCUCGUGGGAAGCACCUAG